UCUCAAACAAACAAGAGUAAAGAUGUGUUGUUAUUUUUAACAUUUCGAGGAGGAUGGGCGAUUCUAAACAAGACCUGGUUUUGGUAACAGAAUUUGGUCCUUUCCGGCAGUGCUUGGUAAAUCCAAGUUGGGAAGCAGCCAAGGGCUGGAAAAUAACAGGACUUGGUGAGGGUAUAGAGGCCCAGACGGCUGAAAUUCCUGUAAGUUACGCAAAAGCUCAACAAAUCCUUGCUGAAAUAUGGCAGAAUAUGAAACCAAAGGUUGCUGUCCAUUUGGGAAUAGCACCAGGAACCAAAUGCAUCAUUCUAGAACAGACAGCAAAGAACCAUGACUACAAAGACAGAGAUGUGUGUGGUUUCUGUCCUGCUGGUAACUUUUGCAUUGAAGGAGGAGCUGAGCAGUUAGACUCUAUUAUAAGCAUGAGGUCCCUUGCCAAGCACUUGAAAGGACAGGGAAUAUAUAUCAUCUACUCUAGGGAUGCUGGAAGGUACUUGUGCGAUUUUGUGUACUACUGCUCUCUGUACUACGGACAAAGGAGGGCAGCACUAAUUCAUGUGCCUGUCUCAGGCAGCCUGGCACACCCAGACAGGCUGGUGCCACAGCUCCAGGCCAUCAUCCUGGCUCUGCUACAGCAGUUGGACAAACACAGCAGUUCACCCACCAAGUCCACAUGCAGUGCAGGCUGACAACAGUUUGAGCAGAAGAAUGUACUGGAAGACUAAAAGCAAGCUACAGAAUAGUGCUUCUUCAAGAGCAGUAAAGCAUGCUGAUGUUGUCCAGUUACAAACAUCUAAGUGUAUUAACAAAGACAUAAUAAGAAAAGAUCAACAUUG
Molecule: messenger RNA, 833 nt
Organism: Electrophorus electricus (electric eel)
Lineage: Eukaryota; Metazoa; Chordata; Actinopteri; Gymnotiformes; Gymnotidae
Gene: pgpep1l
Product: pyroglutamyl-peptidase I like
Biological process (GO): proteolysis
Cellular component (GO): cytosol
Molecular function (GO): pyroglutamyl-peptidase activity
Source: RefSeq, a predicted model, not a curated record